AUGGCCACAACAGACGAGACCCAGCCGUUGCUACGCAGACCGAGCGCCGACGAAGAUGCCGACAAUAAACCAUCCUCCCCGGACGAUGUGGUCAUAGUAGACUUCGAUCCUGCCGGCGACGAGGAGAAUCCGCUGGACUGGCCGGCGGCGUACAAAUGGGGCAUUGUCGCGCUGCUGGCCUUCAUGGCGUUCACCGUGACCUUCACCUGCAUCUCCAUGGUGCCGGUGGCGAACCAAAUCGUGUUCGAGCUGAGCCAUGGCCACGCAAGCAAGUCGGCCAGCGUGCUGCUCGUCACCAUCUGGGAACUCGGCGAAUCUGCUGGCCCGCUCCUCAUCGCGCCCCUGUCUGAGAUGUUCGGGCGGUAUCCGGUCUUCAACGUGGCCAACGUCCUGUUCAUCGCCGCGACCAUGCUAGCCGCGCUGUGCCAGAGCACGCCGCUCUUCAUUGCCGCGCGGGCGCUGACCGGGCUUGCAGUGGCCUCGAACGUCCUUUGUCCCGCCAUUGUCGGCGACAUGUUCGUCUCCGACCAGCGCGGCUCGGCCAUGAGCAUAGUCAUGAUCGCCCCCCUGUUGGGCGGUGCGGUCGGCCCCGUCAUCUCGGGUGCGGUCUCCCAGAGUCUGGGAUGGCGCCAGGUCCUGUGGAUGAGCGUGAUCCUAGCCGGUAGCUGCGAGGUCGCCUUCCUCACCUGCUUCCGUGAAACGUACAAGGUGGCCAUCCUCAAGCGCCGCGCCGCCAGGUUGCGGCGGGAAACAGACAAUCCCCGGCUCCGCACCGUCUUCGCCGCGGACGUGACGGCCGAGACGCAACACAGGUUCUGGGACUCGAUCAUGAGACCGGCCGUCGUCUUCUACAGCUCGUCCGUCUUACAGAUCCUGUCGCUGUUCGGGUCCAUGGUCUUUGCCUACUUCUACAUCAUGUCCACCUCUCUCCCGGACAUCCUUGAGGACGUCUAUGGCUUAUCGCCGGCCAUGACGGGAUCGACCUUUGUCAGUUUCAGUGUUGGCUCCGGCGUUAGCGUCGUCAUCAUCAACCGCCUCCUGGACCGAAUCUACAUCCAGAUGCGCAAGCGAAACAAGGGGGUCGGCCUGCCCGAGUUCCGUCUGCCGCUGGUCAUCGUCGGCGGCUUCACUGUACCUUUCGUCGUCAUCCUCUACGGCUGGACCGCGCAAGCCCGGCUGCCGCUAUGGCUGCUGAUCAUCACACUAGGCUUACUCGGACUUACCGCGAUGCUGGGUAUGAUCCCGGUGUAUACCUACAUAGUCGACGCCUUCAAGCUUCACUCGGCCUCGGCCGUGACCGCGGUCAUCGUCACCAGAUGCCUGAUGGGCACUUUCCUCCCGCUGGCCACGCAGCCCUUGGUAGAUCGCUUCGGCUAUGGAUGGGGGUUCACCGUCUUUGCCGCCGCCAGCCUGGUCGCGGCUCCAAUUCCCGUCUUGAUCUUCAGGUACGGGUCGCGAUGGCGGCAAUAUUCCAAAUAUACAAGUCAAGAAUGA
This is a messenger RNA of Capronia epimyces CBS 606.96, 1494 nucleotides long. RefSeq lists its product as uncharacterized. The coding region runs from base 1 to 1494 and encodes 497 amino acids. The transcript has 3 exons. Gene Ontology annotation, biological process: transmembrane transport. The record is from RefSeq and is a predicted model, not a curated record. Gene Ontology annotation, molecular function: transmembrane transporter activity. NCBI's taxonomy places the organism in Eukaryota, Fungi, Ascomycota, Eurotiomycetes, Chaetothyriales, Herpotrichiellaceae.